GGCCGAGGGGAGGAGGCGGGGCGCGAUGGCCAGAUCCCACAGUCCUGCGCUGCGCAGCGGAGGGUGCGAUUGAAUGACUGGCGGCGGAGGCGCGGCUGCGACGGCAGGUGAGGCCAGGCCAGAAUGGGGGACUCCAGGGACCUUUGCCCUCACCUUGACUCCAUAGGGGAGGUGACCAAAGAGGACUUGCUGCUCAAAUCUAAGGGCACCUGUCAGUCCUGUGGUGUCACUGGACCAAACCUGUGGGCCUGUCUCCAGGUGGCCUGCCCCUACGUUGGCUGCGGAGAGUUCUUUGCUGACCACAGCACCAUCCACGCACAGGCAAAAAAGCACAACUUGACAGUGAACCUGACCACGUUCCGCGUGUGGUGUUACGCAUGUGAGAAGGAGGUGUUCCUAAAGCAGCGGCUGGCAGCCCCCACUCCGGGCUGCUCACCCAAGUUCUCAGAGCAGGACUCUCCGCCACCCUCCCAUCCCCUGAAAGCUGUUCCCAUCGCCGUGGCUGACGAAGGAGAGUCCGAGUCAGAGGACGAUGACCUGAAACCUCGAGGCCUCACAGGCAUGAAGAACCUUGGGAACUCUUGCUACAUGAACGCUGCCCUGCAGGCCCUGUCCAAUUGCCCGCCGCUGACCCAGUUCUUCCUGGAGUGUGGAGGCCUGGUGCGCACAGAUAAGAAGCCAGCCCUGUGCAAGAGUUACCAGAAGCUGGUCUCUGAGGUCUGGCACAAGAAACGGCCGAGCUACGUGGUCCCCACCAGCCUGUCUCACGGGAUCAAGUUGGUCAACCCAAUGUUUCGAGGCUAUGCCCAGCAGGUAAGGGGACACCCAGGCCGUUUCCAGGCCUGGCUACAGGUGUCCACCACAGUGGAGACAUUCCAGGACCUGUCACUGCCCAUUCCUGGUAAGGAGGACCUGGCCAAACUCCACUCUGCCAUCUACCAGAAUGUGCCGGCCAAGCCAGGAACCUGUGGGGACAGCUAUGCUGCCCAGGGCUGGCUGGCCUUCAUCAUGGAGUACAUCCGCCGGUUUGUGGUAUCCUGUACUCCCAGCUGGUUUUGGGGGCCUGUCGUCACUCUGGAAGACUGCCUCGCCGCCUUCUUUGCCGCUGAUGAGCUGAAGGGUGACAACAUGUACAGCUGUGAGCGGUGCAAGAAGCUGCGGAAUGGGGUGAAGUACUGCAAAGUCCUGCGGCUGCCCGAGAUCCUGUGUGUCCACUUGAAGCGCUUUCGGCACGAGGUGACGUACUCGUUCAAGAUCAACAGCCACGUCUCCUUCCCCCUCGAGGGGCUCGACCUGCGCCCCUUUCUGGCCAAGGAGUGCACGUCCCAGAUCACCACCUACGACCUCUUCUCAGUCAUCUGCCACCACGGCACAGCAGGCAGUGGGCACUACAUCGCCUACUGCCAGAACGUGAUCAAUGGGCAGUGGUACGAGUUCGACGACCAGUACGUCACCGAGGUCCACGAGACGGUGGUGCAGAACGUCGAGGGCUACGUGCUCUUCUACAGGAAGAGCAGCGAGGAGGCGGUGCGCGAGCGGCAGCAGGUGGUGUCCCUGGCCGCCAUGCGGGAGCCCAGCCUGCUGCGGUUCUACGUGUCCCGAGAGUGGCUCAACAAGUUCAACACCUUCACUGAGCCGGGGCCCAUCACCAACCAGACCUUCCUCUGCUCCCACGGAGGCAUCCCACCCAACAAGUACCACUACAUUGACGACCUGGUCGUCAUCCUGCCGCAGAACGUCUGGGAGCACCUCUACAACAGGUUUGGGGGCGGCCCCGCCGUGAACCACCUGUACGUGUGCUCCAUCUGCCAGGUGGAGAUUGAGGCGCUGGCCAAGCGCAGGAGGACAGAGAUCGACACCUUCAUCAAGCUGAACAAGGCGUUCCAGGCCGAGGAGUCCCCCGGCGUCAUCUACUGCAUCAGCAUGCAGUGGUUCCGCGAGUGGGAGGCCUUCGUCAAGGGCAAGGACAGCGAGCCCCCCGGGCCCAUUGACAACAGCAGGAUCGCGCAGGUCAAAGGCAGCGGCCACGUCCAGCUGAAGCAAGGAGCUGACUACGGGCAGAUUUCUGAGGAGACCUGGACCUACCUGAACAACCUGUAUGGGGGUGGCCCCGAGAUCGCCAUCCGGCAGACUGUGGCCCAGCUGCAGGACCCGGAGAGCUUACACGGGGAGCAAAAGAUCGAAGCCGAGACCCGCGCCAUAUGACUUGCGGGUCAGCCUGUACGUUGUCCUGCCCUCGCUCCUCCAGGGGACUCGGGUCCUCUCCUCCCUCUUCUGUCCCCUUAAGUGUCCAAAGAGCCUGUCCCGGAACACACCUUGCAGGAGGCUGGGAGGAAGCCUGGGCGUGGCAGCUGCGUGCGGGGUGCUCCCGCAGGCCCCGCGGCCCCUGCGCGGCGUGCACAUGCACCGCAGACCCGGCCUCUCGAGGCCCGGUGCGGAGACGCGCGGGCAGUCGGCUUGGCGAGAGUGAUGCUGUCGCUGGGAAACGUGCUCACUUCAGGCUUGUCUAAAGGACCAAGACCAAUGACAUUUAUUUGGGUCUUUGUCCUGGCAGUGCCCACAUCAGUCACUGUCACCACUGUGUCCCCCAAACCUGCCCUCUUGCAAGCUCGGGCCCAGCUUUUGAUCCUGGAGCCCAAUGCCACCCUCGGUCAGAGGCCGUGACUCGGGACAGAGUUGCCGCAGCUUUGCAGGCGUCGUCCCCAAAGAGGGACAGAGGGGCAGUCGGAGCUGGCACGGAGCACGAAAGCUGAAAGCUCCGGGCAGUGAGGGGCUUGCGCUUGUCCUUCCUGGUGGCCCCGCUUCACCCCUGCAUCUCCUGCUCGUCACCAGAAAGGCACCUGACGUCCUGGUCACUCGCGCUUCCCUGCAGACUAAGACUCUGGACUCGGCGACUGGGACGCCAGUGGCUGGAUUGUCAGUUUUGGAGGCAGUUCUGUCAUCUGCCUCGCAGCUCAGCAGACCCCUCGCGUGGACUGUUUGCCAAGCCCCCACCAGGGCCCAGAUGGCGACACAGAAAUACCUCACACUGUUGGCGUUUGCUGCUAACGCAGCUUUCCCGGGGCAUCGUGGUGAAGACGCUUCCCUUCCGCCCCACGUGGCCGCCCUGGGGGCUGAGCGCCACCAGCAGGUCCUUGGGAGCUCAGCUCUGGGACCUGCUGAGCACCCCAAGCCUGAGGCUUGUUCCCCGUGGCGUCCCAGCCCCCAGGGCGAGGUCCUCACCUUGUGGGUGGGGAAGGGGUCCUGGAGCCAAGCCCCCAGACUGCUGUGGCCUUUGUGCGGUGCCUGUUGCACUGUUGGCCCCGUGCAGGUUGCGCUGCCCCAGGUGUGCCAGGUCCAGCCUGUGCUCAGAAUGUCAUAAUAAACACAGAUGCGCCCUGCAGCCCGCACUGUUGCCUCCGCGCGCACUGCAGUCGACUGUCUCCGAGGGAAAAGUGAGGCUCCCCCACCGUGGGCGGGGGCAGGAUAAGGGGCUUCUGUGCUCACAGGUCUGUGGGGCCGUGGUUGGCCAUGUCGCAAAUGACCUGUGUGGGAUGGGCUCUGAGCAGGGCUUCCUGAAGCCAGGGCCAGUCUGGAUGGAGGCCGCUGAGGCUGGGGCACGCGGAGGCCAGGCCACCUUUGACACUGUCGGCACCUUGGCUUUCCUGGAACCAGCUCCAGCCCAGAGGAGCAGGGCCAGCAGUGGCUGAAGCCAGCACAUCCCCAGGCUGGCCCCCACUGGCCACCCAGACAGGUGGCUGUGUCCCUCCCAGGCCCCAGGCUCCUGGUGGGGGCGGCCCUUCCCACACCCCAGCGCUGGGGGCUCCCAGACGGCGGCGUCUCUAGUCCUGCCUUUUUCAUUGGGUUUUUACUCCUCGAGCUUUUUUUGCAGGGUAGAAGAAUUUGAGAUUUUAGGCAUUACAUUAAAAACACUUGUAAAAUGCCAUCAGGUAUGAGCACAGAGAAACAUGUUCAACAGAAAGAAUGAAAAGCUGGGUGACAAGGGCCUGUCCCCAGGGCCCUCCGGGUCAGUCUGCCCCUUGCCCCGCCCAGAGCUGUCUCCUUGCCCGCGCGUCACUCAGACCUCUUUUAGUUACAGUACGCGUGUGUCUCUACGCAGUAUUUUUAGCUUCGCUCACAUUUGAAGGUUACAUACAUAUGAAGUGCCGUGGUGCAUGUUUUGUGACUGGCUUUCUUGUUUAACACGGAAGAUGAGAAUGAA
Messenger RNA from Microcebus murinus (gray mouse lemur), 4201 nucleotides. Lineage: Eukaryota; Metazoa; Chordata; Mammalia; Primates; Cheirogaleidae. The record is from RefSeq and is a predicted model, not a curated record.